ACAUUACAGACUAAUCAUCAUUUGUAUAGGAUUUUUAAGAAGUUGUUUUUUAGCGAGAUUUAAACAGCAGUGAGGACUGUGAGUUUAUUGACCAUGACAUCUAAACCUACAUGCUUGAUUGUGGCCAGUGCAACACCUCAAGGGGUGUCGGCUCGGUCUUUCCAGCAGUGUUUCUCUCUGUGUAGUCCUGUGUUCAACCUGCAGACAGCUACACCAGGGGGGAAAACUAUUGACUUCGUCGGGAUUGAUGAGAGCUCCUCUCGAUGGGUUCAGGAUUUCAGCGUCAAACCAUACGCCACUCCUGCCAAACUGGAGUCUAUUGAUGGUGCCCGCUACCAGGCUCUCCUGAUCCCAGACUGCCCCGGAGCUUUGAAGGACCUUGCUCACAGUGGCUCUCUGGCACGCAUCCUCACACACUUCAGCUCUCAGAAAAAACCUGUGUGUGCUGUGGGACAGGGGGUUUCUGCACUCUGCUGUGCCACAGAGGGACAGACAUGGAUAUUUAGUGGAUACAGCUUGACUGGACCCUCUGUGUUUGAGCUGGUGCGCUCCCCAGAUUUUGCCAACCUUCCUUUGAUCGUGGAAGACUUUGUGAAAGACAAUGGUGGAUCCUACACAGCUAGUCAAGAGGAUGCGCUGCAUGUAGUCCUGGACCGCCACCUAGUGACUGGACAGAAUGUUCAGUCUACAACAGCAGCAGUUAAUAAUCUGAUCCUGUUGUUUAACAGCAGGUGAAAUCCAUUGUAUAAAAAGCAGUGUUGACCAGUGACACUGGAAUACUUCAGUGUAAGAAGAAUCAUUUUAACAUUCCAGCAGUUUGUCUUAAUAGAUGUUCUAAAUUGUGCUACACUGAAACUACUUGAAGAUCUUGGAAGAAUUAGAAAAAAAAAUAUUUGGUGUAGUUCUAAAAGAUUUACAAUCUUUAUGUAGUGAAAAUGCUGUGGAAAAAACAAUUACAGACUGACCAAAGAAUGCCUGAAGAAUGACCUCAAAGUAAUGCAGUGUUAAAUUUGAGUUGACCAUUAAUUAAUACCUCUUUAUACACGUAUUAACUGUAGCCUGGUGUCAGUAUAAAGCAUUAUAAAUUACAGUACACAUCA
Molecule: messenger RNA, 1100 nt
Organism: Silurus meridionalis
Lineage: Eukaryota; Metazoa; Chordata; Actinopteri; Siluriformes; Siluridae
Gene: gatd1
Product: glutamine amidotransferase class 1 domain containing 1
Exons: 7
Coding region: 94-735 (213 amino acids)
Source: RefSeq, a predicted model, not a curated record